AAGAGGAAGUGUGGGCGGGGCUUCCUCUCUGUGUGAAAAUGAAGAUGGCGGCUCUGUGCGGGGACUUCGCGGAGCUCGUGCCGCUGAAGAAACAGCUGAUCUCCGUGAUCACGCUGUGCAAAGAGCGCGGGCUGCUGCACAGCGCCAAGUGGGCCUCUGAGUUGGCGUUUGCUCUCGACCCGCUUCCUAAAGAUGAAGUACCACCAGCACCGGAUUUCACUGAGGAGGACGCUCAGGACCUGGACGCUCUCAUGCUGGCGAAGUGUUACUUCGACCUGAAGGAGUACGACCGGGCCGCUUACUUCCUGAAGGGCUGCUGCAGUCAGAAGGCGUACUUCCUCUACAUGUACUCUCGUUAUCUGUCGGGUGAGAAGAAGAAGGACGAUGAGACGGUGGACAGCCUGGGUCCUCUGGAGAAGGGUCAGGUCCGUAAUGAAGUGCUGCGGGAGCUGAGAGUGGAGCUCAGUAAGAAACACAUCGCUGGAGAGCUGGAUGGCUUCACACUGUACCUGUAUGGCGUGGUUCUGAGGAAGCUGGACCUGCUGAAGGAGGCGGUGGAGGUGUUUGUGGAGGCGAUUCACGCUCUGCCUCUUCACUGGGGAGCCUGGCUGGAGCUCAGCAACCUGGUGACCAACAUCGAGAUGCUGAAGUCUCUGUCUCUGCCGGACUGCUGGAUCAGAGACUUCUUCAUGGCUCACAUGUACACCGAGCUGCAGAUGAUCAAAGAGGCUCUGCAGAAGUACCAGAACCUGAUCGAGGCGGGCUUCUCCAAGAGCACCUACAUCAUCUCCCAGAUCGCUGUGGCCUACCACAACAUCAGAGACAUCGACCAGGCUCUGGCUCUCUUUAAUGAGUUGAGGGAUCAGGAUCCGUAUCGUAUCGACAACAUGGACACCUUCUCCAACCUGCUCUAUGUCAAAAGCAUGAAGCCGGAGCUGAGCUACUUGGCCCACAACCUGGUGGAGAUCGACAAGUACAGAGUGGAGACGUGUUGUGUCAUCGGUAAUUACUACAGUUUGCGCUCUCAGCACGAGAAGGCGGCGUUGUACUUCCAGCGAGCGCUCAAACUGAACCCUCGCUGCCUCGGAGCGUGGACGCUGAUGGGCCACGAGUACAUGGAGAUGAAGAACACGUCUGCCGCCAUCCAAGCCUACAGACACGCCAUCGAGGUGAACAAGAGAGAUUACCGGGCCUGGUACGGACUCGGUCAGACCUACGAGAUCCUCAAGAUGCCGUUCUACUGUCUGUACUACUACCGCAAGGCUCACCAGCUCAGGCCCAAUGAUUCUCGUAUGUUGGUCGCUCUCGGGGAAAGCUACGAAAAACUUUCACAGCAGGUCGAAGCAAAGAAGUGUUACUGGAGGGCGUACUCUGUGGGAGAUGUGGAGAAGAUGGCGUUACUCAAACUGGCGAAGCUCCAUGAACAGCUGAAUGAGUCUGAUGAUGCGGCUCAGUGUUACAUGCUCUAUAUCCAGGACAUUUUCUCCUGUGGGGAGCAGCUGGAGCAUGCUGAGGUGAGCACAGCGCUCAGGUAUCUGGGUCAGUACUACUUCAAGAACAAACUGUACGACGAGGCAUCGCUCUGCGCUCAACGCUGCUGCGACUACAACGACGCCCGUGAGGAGGGCAAAGCUCUGCUGAGGCAAAUCUCACAGGUCCGGGAUCAGAUCGAGACGCCAUCAGCUGAUCUGUUCGCGCCGCUCUCCAACAACAACACACCCGUCAGGAGGGUGUCUCCACUCAACCUCAUCUCAUUCACGCCCUGACCUUAACCCUCCAUCACAGCUGUACAUGUGUUCAUACACACACGUAAACACAGUCAGUGUGUGGAGUGUCAUGAAGUGUAAAUAUGUAAAUGAUUUCAAUAAACAAACUUUCAACAGAC
Molecule: messenger RNA, 1885 nt
Organism: Larimichthys crocea (large yellow croaker)
Lineage: Eukaryota; Metazoa; Chordata; Actinopteri; Sciaenidae
Gene: cdc23
Product: CDC23 (cell division cycle 23, yeast, homolog)
Exons: 16
Coding region: 39-1766 (575 amino acids)
Biological process (GO): cell division; anaphase-promoting complex-dependent catabolic process; protein ubiquitination
Cellular component (GO): anaphase-promoting complex
Molecular function (GO): protein binding
Source: RefSeq, a predicted model, not a curated record